GAGAGAUUUCAAAUAUAAUAAUAAUAAUAAUAAAAACUAGAGAGAAAAGAAACAAGAACAGAGAGAGUGACAGAGCCAUCAGAGUUCAACUCAGAAGAAAAAAAAAAAAUGUUUCCACCCAGCAACCAUCCUCAGGAUGCAUCAUCAUCUGCGUUAAUGCAAGUGGAUCCGAAAGAAACUAGUGUGGCUGUCAGCGAUGAGAUGCAAAAUGGAGUAUUUCCACAAGCACAAACCAUCAUCUACAAUUCUAAGAAACUUCAAGAUGAUUUGCAUGUGUUAGGGAUGAAAAUCAAGCAUCACGAAGACAACAUUAAGUUACUGAAGAGAAACAAAUACAAAUUAGAUGAUUCCAUUCUUGAUCUUCAAGUUACCCUUGGCAAAUAUCAUUCUUCAACACAGCCAAACACUGAAAAUGAUGCCCAUUCCUCUAAUCCGAGUGAGGAGGAAACGACCAAACAAAUUCUACGGCUUGAAAAAUCUGCUGCGGGUAUUUUGUGCCAGCUGAAAAUGCACCAUGACACUCAAACUUCUCAUCUGUCAUUGAAAAAAGAUGUACUUGGUGUUGUUGCUACACUUGGCAAGGUAGAUGAUGAUAAUCUUAGCAGGCUUUUCUCCGAGUACUUAGGUGUGGAGACUAUGCUGGCAAUUGUCUGUAAAACGAAUGAAGGUGUGAAGGCUCUUGAAACAUAUGACAAGGAUGGCCAGAUAAAUAAAGGCUCUGGCUUUCAUGCCGUUGGUGCUUCUAUUGGGAAGGAACUGGAUGGUCGAUUUCUUGUCAUAUGCCUUGAAAAUCUAAGGCCCUAUUGCGGUGAAUUCAUGGUGGAUGACCCACAAAGGAGACUUGAUCUCCUAAAGCCAAAAUUACCCAAUGGGGAGUGCCCACCUGGUUUCAUUGGCUUUGCUGUAAAUAUGAUCAAUGUGGAAUUCACAAAUUUAUUUCUUCUCACAGGCAGUGGACAUGGCCUUAGAGAGACUCUAUUUUAUAACCUGUUCUCUCACGUGCAAGUUUAUAAAACAAGGGAAGACAUGGCGUUCUCCCUUCCUUGUAUAAGUGAUGGGGCCAUUUCUCUGGAUGGUGGGAUGAUAAAGGGUGCUGGUGUCUUUUCUCUAGGUAAUCGGAAUGAUGUGGAUGUAAGAUUCCCAAAAUCUUCUGUGACAUCAACCCUACCCGACAACUACACUGACACCAAGAAGCAUCUCAAGGAGAUGAAAUGGAAAAGGGAAACAAUGCUGGAGGAUAUAAAGAGAGAACAAGCACUAUUGGAUACUGCAAGGCAAAGUUUCGAGAGAAAGAAGGAAGAGUUUGUUAAAUUUCUGGCUCAAAGCUCAGCAUAUGCAACUCGGGUGCAGGCAGGAUUUACUCCAAGAUAACUUUUUAAUCUUCAACAGUUAAAACCUCAAUGGAGGAAAUGGGAUUCCCCUCAGCCUGAACAUGUUCUGGAGCUCGUGUUCAGAUUAAACAUUUUUCCUUCCCAAUUCUCGGGCGAAGAUUAUCUUGACUGGAUGACAGCUUGUGUAGUUUUCAAUUCACCAAGAGCAAUCGCUUCUGCAAAUUCUACCAUGCUGGAGCACAAGUGAUUGGAAGUCACUUCUGGAGCACAAGUGUGUAUAGUUCACAGUUGUCCAUAGGAUGCAGAUCUUUUGUACUAGGAAAAGGUGCAAUUAGCAUUAACCUUGUACUAGUAGCUUUCCGGUGGCUGUGUGUUUUAUUUCCUCCAGGUUGUAUGUAGAUGUACAUAAUGGUGCAGUUUAGGUCAUUUGCCAUCUAGAGCUGUAAUGUUUCUCGACCAACAAACUUUACAGUAAUGGAUGGAAAUGUUAUUGGCAAUUGUGAAAGCGUUGCUACUCUUCUCUCCAUGCUAGAACCUUUUAAAUUUCUCUCCAUUUUAGAGGGAAACUUUGGCA
This is a messenger RNA of Populus nigra (black poplar), 1905 nucleotides long. RefSeq names its product protein DEFECTIVE IN MERISTEM SILENCING 3-like. The record is from RefSeq and is a predicted model, not a curated record. Lineage: Eukaryota; Viridiplantae; Streptophyta; Magnoliopsida; Malpighiales; Salicaceae. The transcript is spliced from 8 exons. The coding region runs from base 109 to 1371 and encodes 420 amino acids.